CACACAUCCGGCCCAUAGUGAACUGACCAGCUGUACCAGCGUGUGAACGCCAUGGAUACAAUAAACUUCACCUUCUGGAACGCCUCUGAGGGCAACGAGACCCUGGAGACGGUGGACGAGAGCCCGUAUAAGACAGUGGAGGUGGUGUUCAUUGUACUGGUGGCCGGCUCACUAAGCUUGGUGACCGUUAUCGGGAACAUCUUAGUCAUGCUCUCCAUCAAGGUAAACAGGAACCUGCAGACUGUCAACAACUACUUCCUAUUUAGUCUGGCCUGUGCUGACCUCAUCAUUGGCCUUUGCUCUAUGAACUUGUACACAGUCUACAUUGUGAUUGGAUACUGGCCACUAGGCCCAGUCGUGUGCGACUUGUGGCUGGCGCUGGACUACGUGGUCAGCAACGCCUCCGUCAUGAACCUGCUGAUCAUCAGCUUCGAUCGCUACUUUUGCGUCACCAAGCCGCUCAGCUACCCAGUGAAGAGGACCACCAAAAUGGCAGGCAUGAUGAUUGCGGCGGCAUGGGUUUUAUCCUUCAUCCUCUGGGCUCCGGCCAUCCUGUUCUGGCAGUUUAUCGUUGGCGGGCGCACGGUGCCAGAGAAGGAGUGCUACAUUCAGUUCUUCUCCAACGCCGCGGUCACUUUCGGCACGGCCAUUGCUGCUUUCUACCUGCCCGUCAUCAUCAUGAUGGUGCUGUAUUGGCAGAUAUCCCGCGCCAGCAAGAGCCGCGUCAAGAAGGACAACCGCAAGCCAUCAGGCGGCAACCUCGAUGUAGCCUCGUCCAAUCAGAUCCGCGAAAACACAGCCAACAAACCCACCAACAACAACCUAACAGCUGAAGAAACAGACCGAGGACAGACCCAGCUAACAGAUGACGCCGCCAACCAACAUGAUGCCAAACUCCAGAACGGCAAAGCGCCAUCCACGGCGAGCAUAGAAGCGGAGGCAGAAGAUGGAGGACGAGGAAACUGCGUUCCCGCAGAGGAGAAAGAAAGCUCCAAUGACUCCACCUCUGGCAGCGGAGCUGUAACCAAUCAAAAGGAUGAAGCAGUGCCAUCCAAAGCCAAUGACAACCAGGCUCCCACGAGGCACCGCGCCAAAGCUGGAGGCUCCAAACUGACGUGCAUCAAGAUCAUCACCAAAUCGCCAAAGGGCGACUGCUACGCACCUUCGAACGCAACGGUGGAGAUCGUCCCAGCCACCGAGAGGCAGAACCAUGUGGCGAGGAAGAUCGUGAAGAUGACCAAGCAGCCACCCAAGAAGAAAAAAGCGCCGCCCUCUCGGGAAAAGAAGGUGACGCGCACCAUCAUGGCCAUCCUGGUGGCGUUCGUGGCUACUUGGACGCCAUACAACGUGAUGGUCCUCAUCAACACCUUCUGCUCCAGCUGCAUUCCCAACACCGUGUGGACCAUCGGAUACUGGCUCUGCUACAUCAACAGCACGAUCAACCCCGCUUGCUACGCCCUCUGCAACAUCACCUUCAAAAAGACCUUCAAACACCUGCUGCUCUGCCAGUACAAGAACAUACGCUCGGCCCGAUGAGCUGUAGUGUGUGUGCAUGCAUUAUAUUUUACAUGUGUGUUCUGGUGACAAAGGUACGUGUGGAUGUGUUUGUAUGUGUGGAAAGAUACAGUAAAACCAGUUCAGCAAUUGAAGAGUUUAUUUGCAAAAACAUUUCCUUAAAUCAUGUUUUCUAUUGUGUUAUCAUGUUUUUAUUGUGU
Molecule: messenger RNA, 1715 nt
Organism: Sinocyclocheilus grahami
Lineage: Eukaryota; Metazoa; Chordata; Actinopteri; Cypriniformes; Cyprinidae
Product: muscarinic acetylcholine receptor M2-like
Exons: 1
Coding region: 52-1536 (494 amino acids)
Biological process (GO): chemical synaptic transmission; regulation of smooth muscle contraction; adenylate cyclase-inhibiting G protein-coupled acetylcholine receptor signaling pathway
Cellular component (GO): synapse; plasma membrane; dendrite
Molecular function (GO): G protein-coupled serotonin receptor activity; G protein-coupled acetylcholine receptor activity
Source: RefSeq, a predicted model, not a curated record